Messenger RNA from Vollenhovia emeryi, 2388 nucleotides. It is a transcript of the gene eRF3, whose product is annotated as eukaryotic peptide chain release factor GTP-binding subunit ERF3A. The record is from RefSeq and is a predicted model, not a curated record. Gene Ontology annotation, molecular function: GTP binding; GTPase activity; translation release factor activity. Lineage: Eukaryota; Metazoa; Arthropoda; Insecta; Hymenoptera; Formicidae. The transcript has 8 exons. Gene Ontology annotation, cellular component: translation release factor complex. The coding region runs from base 407 to 2329 and encodes 640 amino acids. Gene Ontology annotation, biological process: translational termination; nuclear-transcribed mRNA catabolic process, deadenylation-dependent decay; translation.
AGCAGCCAGCAGCAGCAACGAAGCAGACCAAGCAGACCACGGGGAACGCACGCACGCACGCACGCGGAAUAGCGAUCGUACGCGUGUGUACGCGGGGGGUGUGUGUGUGUGUGUAUACGCGAAGACGUGUGCUGGAAGAAAAUAACUAUUUUUUUAAGACCCGUCCCGAGCCCGGUAACCCCCGGCGGAUCAUCGGAUCGUGUCCGGAACGCGCGGCGGUCCGUUGCGGCGUGUGCGACUCCUCGUGUCCCAGUCUCCCUCUCUCUCUCCGUGUCUCCUCUCUCUCUCUCUCUCUUGCGCGCGCGUUCGCUCGCUCGCUCGCUCUCCCACCCCCUUCGUCGCGAGAAUCGUAUUAUCCGUUUAGCCUAGCGGGCCGGCUGUGUGCGCGCUGAAACAACUGAUUAAUAUGGCGAACAGCAUAGCACCAGACUCGUGGGAGCAGCAGGCGGACACGAACGGCGACAUCGUCGGCCCGCCUACGUCGCAGGACAAGUCCAUCGAGAGCAAGUUCUCCACCCUGAAUGUCAACGCCGCGGAAUUCGUGCCUUCCUUCUGCAUCAGCUCGUCGCCACAGAGCAACGUCGCCGCGGCCACGACGGCCGACAGCAGCCCCUGCGAUGUCGCCGCGGCCGCGGCCGCGGCGGCAGCGGCCGCCACCGCCGCCGCGUCUCUCCGCGGGACCGCGUGGCGGUGGACGUGUCUCGCGCGUCGCCCCGCGCACCUCGGGGCCCGCGGAGUGUCCUCCACCGCGUUCGGACGUCGCCGUCUCUCGGGAAAUUCCACUCCCGUUGUUCUGUCAGACCCAAUUGGCAGUCGAGUUGAGGAACCUCCUGCUGGGGGAGGGGCUCCACCGCCGAACGUCAAUGACCAACUAAAUACCAGUCCAGAGCACCAACCUGCAGAUUCCUGGGAAGAAGCGGCGGUUGAUGGGGAUCCUCUACUUACUCCGGAAAACGAGGAAGCCGACAAUGACGAGGACGAGGAACUGGUUGUUAAAGUACCCAAAAAGAAACCUGUCAAAGUAGCAGAGGACACUAAAAGCAAAAAGGAACACGUUAAUGUUGUUUUCAUAGGGCAUGUGGACGCUGGGAAAUCAACUAUCGGCGGCCAGAUCAUGGCACUCACGGGAAUGGUUGACAAACGUACCUUAGAGAAAUACGAGCGGGAGGCAAAAGAGAGAAGUCGAGAAACAUGGUACUUAAGUUGGGCGCUGGACACAAAUCAAGAAGAGAGGGAAAAGGGGAAAACUGUGGAAGUAGGCAGGGCCUACUUCGAGACAGAACGAAAGCACUUUACAAUAUUAGACGCACCCGGCCAUAAAAGCUUCGUACCGAAUAUGAUUGGCGGCGCGGCGCAAGCCGACCUAGCGGUGCUCGUUAUCUCCGCGAGGAAAGGCGAAUUCGAGACGGGCUUUGACAGAGGGGGUCAAACGAGAGAGCACGCUAUGCUCGCUAAAACCGCGGGUGUCAAGCAUUUGGUUGUAUUAGUGAAUAAGAUGGACGAUCCUACUGUCGAGUGGGACGAAGGCCGAUACAAUGAAUGCAGGGAUAAGAUACUGCCAUACCUUCGUAAAUUAGGAUUCAAUCCUGCGAAAGAUCUUACGUUCAUGCCGGUUUCUGGUCAGCUCGGUAUCGGAUUAAAGGAUCCGAUCCCCGAACAUCUCUGUAAUUGGUACAGCGGCCCACCAUUCAUACCUUUUAUCGAUUCGCUACCCUCGCUCAAUCGUAAGAGCAAUGGACCUUUUAUCAUGCCGAUCGUCGACAAAUACAAAGACAUGGGGACAGUAGUUAUGGGCAAGGUCGAAGCGGGAGAGGCCAAAAAAGGACAGUCGUUGCUCGUUAUGCCAAAUAGGACGGCAGUAACGGUGGACCAGCUGUGGUCGGACGACGAAGAGGUGACGUCUGUUGGGCCUGGGGAAAAUGUCAAGAUCAAGCUGAAAGGCAUCGAAGAGGAAGAUGUCAGUCCCGGAUUUGUCCUGUGCGACAGCAACAAUCCUAUUAAGACCGGCAAGGUCUUCGACGCGCAGGUGGUGAUUCUGGAACACAAGAGUAUCAUUUGCGCGGGAUACAGCGCGGUCAUGCACAUCCAUUGCGCGGCGGAGGAAGUCACGGUGAAGGCGCUGAUCUGUCUGGUGGACAAGAAGACGGGCGAUAAAAGUAAGACGAGGCCAAGGUUCGUGAAACAGGACCAGGUGGCUAUAAUGAGAAUCGAGUGCGCGGGAGUUAUAUGUCUCGAAAGAUUCAAGUUGUUCCAACAAAUGGGCCGCUUCACUCUUAGGGAUGAAAAUAAAACUAUCGCAAUUGGCAAGGUGCUGAAAGUCGUCGAGUAAAGGAAAGAAAAACUUGCUUAAAUGUUACGAUAGAUUAAUAAUAAAAAAAAAAUUGAUCA